AGCGCGGGGCAGUGCGGGCGGACAAGAUGGCGGCGCUACAGCCGGGCGGCGGGGCGGCGCGGCGGGUGCGGGCGGUGCUGGGGCACCUGUCGGGCCCGGGAGCGGGCGCUGUGAGGGCCGUCCCGUGCGGGAGCCGCGCCGUGGCCUCCAGCCCCGAGGAUGUGGUGGUGGUGCACGGGCGGAGGACGGCCAUCGGCCGGGCCAAGCGAGGAGGCUUCAAGGAUACCACGCCCGAUGAGCUGCUGUCUGCCGUCAUGACAGCUGUCCUGCAGGACGUCCGCCUGCGGCCCGAGGUGCUGGGAGAUAUCUGUGUUGGAAACGUGCUGCAGCCGGGAGCUGGCGCUUUGAUUGCGAGAGUUGCACAGUUCCUAAGUGGUAUCCCAGAGACGGUGCCUUGCUCGAGUGUGAACCGGCAGUGCUCAUCUGGAUUACAGGCCAUUAUCAAUAUAGCUGGUGGCAUCCGAAAUGGGUCAUAUGACAUUGGCAUGGCCUGUGGUGUGGAAACAAUGUCCCUCAGAAGUGGAAAUAAUCCUGGUGAUAUCAGCUCCAGCAUGAUGGAAAACAGCAAAGCUCGCGAUUGCCUUAUUCCUAUGGGAAUAACCUCAGAAAAUGUGGCAGAGAAGUUUGGAAUUUCCCGAAAGAAGCAGGAUGCCUUUGCCUUGGCUUCCCAACAGAAAGCAGCAAAAGCUCAGCAGAUGGGACUGUUUAAAGCUGAGAUUGUUCCAGUGAAGACCACUGUUCUAGAUAACGAGGGCAACCAAAAGACAAUCACUGUGCACCAAGAUGAAGGGGUCAGGCCCUCUACGACCCUGGAAGGUUUGGCAAAGCUGAAGCCUGCCUUCAAGGAGAAUGGCAGCACUACAGCAGGUAACGCCAGUCAGGUCAGCGAUGGGGCGGCUGCCGUCCUGCUGGCAAAGCGCUCCAAAGCCAUGCAGCUGGGACUGCCCAUCCUGGGGGUGCUCAGGUCCUUUGCUGUGGUUGGAGUCCCCCCCGACGUGAUGGGCAUAGGGCCGGCCUACGCCAUCCCUGUUGCUGUGCAGAAGGCAGGUCUGACUCUGAAUGACAUCGAUAUAUACGAAAUUAAUGAAGCCUUUGCAAGCCAGGCUGUGUACUGUGUUGAGAAGCUGGGCAUUCCCAUGGAGAAGGUCAACCCCCUGGGAGGAGCAAUAGCACUGGGGCACCCACUGGGCUGCACUGGCGCUCGUCAAGUUGUCACUUUGCUCAACGAAUUGAAGCGUAGAGGGAAAAGAGCAUAUGGCGUUGUGUCAAUGUGCAUUGGAACUGGCAUGGGAGCUGCAGCAGUAUUUGAGUAUCCAGGGAACUGAACUCCAGCAUACUGACAGCCCAACACCGCAGUUCAUUCUCUGCCUUCUCCAGUACUAGCAGACGAUUUGCACUGUGAAAUCAAAUGGAUUCAGGGUUUUGUUACUAGAUCGACAAAUUUCAGGCACAAAGUGCAAAGUAGAAUAAAUCAUACGGGUCUGAUGUGCAAGUGGGAGAAUGAAAACCAGCACUUGCUUCAGAGCUGAGAAGCAACCUAAUGUGAGAAAAGGAAUGAGUUCAGCUGGAGUUCAAAUACAGGCCCUACGUUGAUGAUUACUAAUGAAUACUUCUCAUCUAAUUCAUCCCUUUCUGCUGUGAAUAUUAUCAGAGUGUAGUUCAUUGUACCCUUUCUUUGUACGACAAAUCUAAAACCACUACUCAAAAUGAAAAUGUCAUUGCAGAGGAAAUGGCUUUCCUAGGGUUUUCUUGAAGAAUUCACCAUCUUGAAGGAGGUCUGCCAAGGCUUGUUUUGAAAGCAGGGCAAAGACUUCACAUUUCCUUGAUAACCUAACUACUCCACCUGCCCAAUCUGUCGCAGCUUGGCUAAUGUCUUAAAGCCUCCAUAUGCUGCAGGAUGUGCUUCAGCUUUGUGUAUUUUAUCUUCAGCCAUGCUGCUCUCAGACUUCCAGUGGGGCAAAGUGGAAGGGCCAGAAAGUCAUUUACACAGGAGCAAGGUACAAACAGACUGUUGGGAUGCCUGAAUACAAAGGUGCUGAAGAAUUGGAUAGAAACCAGGAGUUUGAAAGUAGCCAUUCCAGCUUUUACAACAUAUUUCUGUGAGCUUCUAUGACUCUAACUUAGAAGACAAGUUUAGGCCUAGUGAGUUAUUUUUUAUAUAAAGCAGAUUUCAGCACUGCAUGAACUUCAGCAACGUCUCAGUUCUUCAGUGCUAAUACUGAUUUCAUCAUGUAAAACCUUACAUUAUCUGUUCUCUUUCUUGGGAACAAAAAGAUCACUGAAAUUCUCAGCUAAUGGACUGAAAAAGAAAUGCAGUAAUCAUCUUUGACGUGUUAGAAAGUUUAAAUUUCUAACAGACUGAGGUUCUUUGUCCUGGCUCUUGUUUUUGCACUUAAUAAUACAAUUGGUCCCUGCAGUAUGUUUGUAUUCUUUUUAUUUUGAUUGUUAUUUGAAGGUCAGGACUGGCUGGAGCUGUCUGAUAUUCUUACAUUCCGUUCCUGCAUCCAGUCUCACCCAACAGCCUCACAUGUAUUUAGAGCUCAAAGAUGGAAUUACUUAGGGGGGGUAGAGAGGCAGUAGUAGCUUCAGGGUCUUUUGUGCACACUAAGGUUACUUCCUGUGUACAAAGUAAGUUCUGCUUUAAAGCAGGCAGAAGGGAGAUAUCAUCUUCUGUUCUCUUCCAGUGUGGAUUGCAACCCCUUCCUCCCUUCACUCAAUGGGAGUAGAAAAGCUCAGAAGUGGGAAUUUCAGUGACCUUUAGCUAAAGUAAUACUAAAACCAUCUGAAGAGGUGUCUAAGUAAAUGGGAACCAUGGGGGAGGAAGGAAUUAAAAGGCAGAAGGGUUUCUCCUUCCAUCAGCUGAAGGGGCUCUUCUCAGUACCCAAGCAUGAUGAAACAUACAGGAGGCCAUGGGAAGUUAAGUUGGCUCUGUGGCUCUGCUCAUAUUCAUGGAAGGUGCUGAGAAAACAGCCCAGGAAUGCUGGCCUGUUCCCUAAUUCUUGCUAAUUUUAAUGUCAAACUGUUCCCCCCCCACCCUCCCCUUCAAAAAAAAAGGGCAAUACAAAAGUCUUUUUAAAGCAGUAGUUUCAACUGUAAUUUGCAGAGUAUUUUGCUAUGCAGCACUGCUUUGGCCUAAACCAUGGCUGGUUUGCAAUUUAAAACAUCAUUUUGCAGAGCCUGGCUCUGCAGGUAGUGAUAAGCUUAUCACAGCAAUACAAGUCAUAGCACAGGAUAGGAUUGUGACUUUUCAAAGUACCAUGAGUGGGUUUUUUUUGCUCCUCAUAACUUUUUAUUCUGCUAAAAUUUCAGUCCAUGUUUAACAGCUGAAAUAAAUGAAAGUACAGCCUCA
This is a messenger RNA of Gallus gallus (chicken), 3349 nucleotides long. It is a transcript of the gene ACAA1, whose product is annotated as acetyl-CoA acyltransferase 1. Bases 27 to 1325 code for a protein of 432 amino acids. Gene Ontology annotation, molecular function: acetyl-CoA C-acyltransferase activity. Gene Ontology annotation, biological process: fatty acid beta-oxidation; phenylacetate catabolic process. The record is from RefSeq and is marked validated. NCBI's taxonomy places the organism in Eukaryota, Metazoa, Chordata, Aves, Galliformes, Phasianidae. Gene Ontology annotation, cellular component: peroxisome. The transcript is spliced from 12 exons.